Messenger RNA from Bufo bufo (common toad), 660 nucleotides. RefSeq names its product phospholipase A2 inhibitor and Ly6/PLAUR domain-containing protein-like. NCBI's taxonomy places the organism in Eukaryota, Metazoa, Chordata, Amphibia, Anura, Bufonidae. The coding region runs from base 1 to 660 and encodes 219 amino acids. The transcript is spliced from 6 exons. The record is from RefSeq and is a predicted model, not a curated record.
AUGGGCGCUAACAGUUACAAGGGACUUGUGGUUUCAGGUGACACAUUACAUUGCACUGAAUGUACAGACUUCUCUGGAAGAUUCUGCUCUGGGGAAUCAGUGACCUGUCCUAUAGACUCAAAUGUUUGCAUGUCUAGUUUGGUCCAGUAUGAGAUAAAUUCUACAAGUCCUCAAAUCCAGACAAUUCUCCAGUAUAUAGGAACCAUUUCCCCAUUGACCUUUGUGAGGGGCUGUGGAUAUUCAGAAGAUUGUACAGAGGUGGUUGUACUGAGAACCCCAGAUAGCAAAAUAGUGACAAGAAGUGUGUGCUGUAAUUCAGAUCUGUGCACCCCGGACACCCCUGCAGGAUUUCCUGAAGCCCCCAAGAACAACAUCACCUGCCCAGGAUGUCUCCAGGUCAACCGAGGGUCUUGUCAAGACUACUUACCUGUACAAUGCAGAGGCAAGGAGGACCACUGCUUCUCCUACACCCUGCAGCUGAAUAACAAUGUGACCAUUACCAUGGCAGGGUGUGCCACGAGGACAGCCUGCAACCUGGACCUCCAGGAGGAUAGGAGGAAGACCAUAUGCACCGCAGGGAUUAUGAAUGGAGCUGGAAGUGUCUACAGCUCCCUGCUUCUCCUCACAGCCACCCUCGUUAUUAUAAUAACCUCUAUAUGA